Messenger RNA from Cervus elaphus (red deer), 5141 nucleotides. RefSeq names its product solute carrier family 26 member 7 (gene SLC26A7). Lineage: Eukaryota; Metazoa; Chordata; Mammalia; Artiodactyla; Cervidae. The transcript is spliced from 18 exons. The record is from RefSeq and is a predicted model, not a curated record. Gene Ontology annotation, cellular component: membrane. Gene Ontology annotation, molecular function: bicarbonate transmembrane transporter activity; chloride transmembrane transporter activity; sulfate transmembrane transporter activity. Bases 1 to 1968 code for a protein of 655 amino acids. Gene Ontology annotation, biological process: transmembrane transport.
AUGACAGGGGCAGAAAGGAAAAAGAAAAGCAUACUCUGGAGCAAGAUGCGUGUCCCCGAUUGUGAAGACUUUAAACAGUGGUGUAGACGGCGGCUGCCUAUUUUGGACUGGGCGACACAUUACAGCCUGAAAGAAAACUUGCUUCUGGAUACUGUUUCUGGGAUAAUGCUGGCCGUUCAACAGGUAACACAAGGGCUGGCCUUUGCUGUUCUGUCCUCUGUGCACCCAGUGUUUGGCUUGUAUGGGUCUCUGUUUCCCGCCAUCAUCUACGCCAUAUUUGGAAUGGGGCGUCAUGUUGCCACAGGCACUUUCGCCUUGACAUCCUUAAUAUCAGCUAAUGCAGUGGAACGACUUGUCCCUCUGAGCAGUCAGAACCUCACCACACACAGUAACACAAGUGUACUGGGAUUAUCUGACUUUGAGAUGCAAAGGAUCAGUGUUGCUGCCGCUGUUUCCUUUCUGGGUGGUGUGAUUCAGGUGGCCAUGUUUGUGCUCCAGCUGGGCAGCGCCACCUUCCUGAUUACAGAGCCUGUGGUCAGUGCAAUGACAACAGGGGCGGCCACUCAUGUCGUGACUUCACAAGCCAAAUAUCUCUUGGGAAUGAAAAUGCCAUAUAUAUCUGGACCACUUGGAUUCUUUUAUAUCUAUGCAUAUAUCUUUAAAAACAUCAAGUCUGUGCGACUGGAAGCGCUGCUCUUAUCCUUGCUAAGCAUCGUGGUGCUUGUGCUGGUUAAAGAGCUGAAUGAACAAUAUAAGAGGAAAAUUAAAAUUGUCCUUCCUGUUGACUUAGUUUUGAUUAUUGCUGCAUGUUUUACUUGUUAUUGUACCAAUAUGGAAAACACAUAUGGAUUAGAAGUAGUUGGCCAUAUUCCAAAAGGAAUUCCUCCACCUCGAGCUCCCCCAAUGAACAUCCUCUCUGCAGUCAUCACUGAAGCCUUUGGAGUGGCCCUUGUAGGCUAUGUGGCCUCAUUGGCUCUUGCACAAGGAUCUGCCAAAAAAUUCAGAUAUUCAGUUGAUGACAAUCAGGAACUCCUGGCCCACGGCCUCAGCAAUGUGAUCGCCUCCUUCUUCUUCUGUAUACCAAGUGCGGCUGCCAUGGGAAGAACGGCUGGUCUCUAUAGCACAGGAGCAAAGACACAGGUGGCUUGUCUAAUAUCUUGCAUUUUUGUCCUGGUAGUCAUCUAUGCGAUAGGGCCCCUGCUUUACUGGCUGCCCAUGUGUGUUCUUGCAAGUAUUAUUGUUGUGGGACUGAAGGGAAUGCUAAUACAGUUUCGAGAUUUAAAAAAAUACUGGAAUGUGGAUAAAAUUGACUGGGGCAUAUGGGUCAGUACAUACUUAUUCACAGUAUGUUUUGCUGCCAACGUUGGGCUGCUGUUUGGUGUUGUGUGUACCGUAGCUAUCGUGAUCGGUCGCUUCCCAAGAGCAAAGACUCUGAGUACAAAAAAUAUGAAAGAAAUGGAAUUUAAAAUGAAGACAGAAAUGGAUGAUGAAACCCUGCAGCAGGUGAAAAUUAUCUCAAUAAACAACCCGCUUGUUUUUCUGAAUGCAAAGAAAUUUCAUACUGAUAUAAUGAACAUAAUCCAAAAAGAAAAUACUGGAAACCAACCACUUGAUGAAAUCAGAAAGUAUGAACAAAGCACAUUGCUCACUUCUCUGAGUGGCAUUUGCAACGAAGAAGCUACCCAACCCUGCCUGAAUCCAAAGUGUUCUUUAAUCCUGGAUUGCAGUGGAUUGACCUUUUCUGACUAUUCUGGAGUCUCCAUGCUUGUUGAGGUUUACAUGGACUGUAAGAACAAGAGUGUGGAUGUGUCUUUGGUCCAUUGCACAGCUUCCUUGAUAAAAGCAAUGAAAUACUGUGGAAACCUAGAUUCAGAGAAACCAAUUUUUUUUGAAUCAGUGUCUGCUGCAAUAAGUAACAUGCAUCUAAAUAAGAAUUUGAGCAUACUCAGUGACCCCAGUGAAGUUUGACACUCUUUUGCUGCAGUACCAGUCUUUUCUUUAGCAACUUCCCUGAAAAGGUCAUAGUCAAGUGUUUUGCACAAACUUUUUCAUUGUGUGGAACCUACAAAUGACCUUUCCGACAUGUGUGUGACUUUGUAACUGCAUAACCCCUGCUCAAGGUUUGCCAACAAUUUUAUCUAAUCUUUGUCAGUAAGUAAAUUCACUUUGUAGGUUAUUGUAUACUUAUUUUAUAAAAAUCAAUAUGCAUUUAGUUUUAGUGUACUGAAAGAUAAACAUGAUUUUUUUUCCUUUUUUUAAUACCACAAUAUUUUGUGUUAAUUUAGUUUUGUUAUAGGUUGAUUUGUAAAAGUGAGAAGUAUUUUGUCCUGUCGUAGGAGAUUUAGAACAUUUGCAAGUCGUUUGUAAAAAUGCAGGAUCAUAUGUAUAAUACAAAGAAACAACUUAUCAAGUGUGCCAUUUUCCACUACCAAAAAAGCCAUUAAAUAUCAAUAAGCCAUGAAAUAUUCAUGUAAUAUGAUAUGAAAUUCAUAGAAAGUAAGUCAAACAAAACAAAUGACAAAUUGGAAACCAUUCUUCUUCAUAUCUUUCCAUGCCUGGAAGUCUUCAGGAAUGUUUUUACAUCACUAGUAUCCCAGUGAAAUCAAGUUCUUGACUUUGGUUUUGUUGUGACUGUUAAAAAUGUUUAGGAUCUUCAGGCCUUAGCCCUAGUUUGCACAUCCCCACCCCAUAAAAGUCUCUAUUUUCAGCUUAAGUUUUGUUGGAACUAGAAAAUGUGGAAGUUGCACAUUUUAUGUUUUUUUUUUUUUUUACAAAUAUGAUUUAUAGAUGAGAAAGUAUCAAUAGCAGAAUAACUUUGUGCUAGUCCAGUGUAGGAUUAGCUACAGUAGUUUGAGACUUUCCCAUUUCAGAGAGAUAGUCAAUAUAAUAUAAUACAUUUAUCUGUCUAAGAUAGAUAGAUCUCCAGAGAAUGCUUUAUUUUUUUCUUUUGUUAGAGAAGACUUAGAUAAAUGCUUAUCUGUAAACCCACUAAAUCAACAGAGUAAUUGACAAGUAAAACCACAGGCUAGGCUGACUUAUAUAAGUUACUGUUUUCAUGUUUCUACAUAUAUUUCAAAUCACAUAGUUUCUUAUGUUUAUCUAGCAACUUGAUUUACCUAUAAGAAUAUCACUUUGAAAAAUAGGUAUAGAUACAUGCUUUAAUCUUAAGGCAUUUUAGCUGUUCUAGAAAGUACCAGUUAACAAAAAGCCAAGUACUUUGAAGUGAGUUUGCAAACAAAAUGAAAAGGGUUUAAUUUUAGGUCAUUUAGGUGUUUUUCUGGACAUCUGUAAGAGAAAAUUCUAAUAUCUGCCAAGUGAUGUAAUGGUCCCUAGCAAAUGUAUAACAAACAUUCAUAUGGCCCUUGUUUUUACCAUUAAACUCUAAGCAGACAAUGUAAAAGAGGAAUAAUAAACAUUUCAAAAUUUUAUAACUUAUUUAGCUAUGUUAAUUUUGAUUGACAUGAAAUACAAAGAUAGCUUUUGUCCCAUAGGAAGCCUCAAUCCCUUCAUCACUAAUUUGGAAUGAAAUGAGUGAAGCCAAUUUUCCUUCCCAUCAAAUACUGUUCCAAGAAAAGGUGGAAGUAAUAGUUGAAGGUAAACUUUCCUUAAAAAGAGGAAUUUCACUCUGCUUUGCCUGGUUAAAUUAUUCAAGUUGUGGAUGGUGGCAACAGUCACCGUCUCUAAUCCAUUGGUCACGGGCACACAAAUUGAUGUAUUUCUAUGCAACUUUGGCCUAUUAUUAAAUUUAUGCACUGUAGACAUUUUCUAAUUUGUUAGAGAUUAUGGACUAUAGAUGGAAUAAAAAUCAUUACAGUUAAUCAAUGGAUAGUUUCUUCUAUUUUUUAUUGAAGCUAGCAUACAAUUGCUUGAAAAGAUGUACUUGAAUGCACUUCAGUAUUUAUAGUAUAUAUUUAAUGGAUAAAACUUAAAAGUCAUAACUUUUAUCAAAUAUUAUUAUUUUCAAAGUAAAAGAAUAUCAAAACAAAGGUACCAUAAACCAUUUGUUCUAAGGCUUAUUCUGCAUGCUAGGUCACAGUGACUGUAGACCUAGAGGAACGCCCUGGAAUUAAGUCUUGAAAGCCCAGUAACUCAGUAUGAGUUUCACACACACAAGAUCCUCCUAAAAUAUACAUGUUUAUUUCAAAACAGAUAUUGAUUAUAGAAAAACUACAAUAAAGUCCUGAUGCUAGAAUGUUUCUAAUCAUGUUGAACUAUUUUUAUGAGAUUAUUUAUUUUUGUAUAUGAUAAACUACUUAUAUAUUACUUAUUAUGGUAAAAUAAAAUAGGGAAAAAUUAAAACUGACCUAUAAGAGUGUUAAGGACUUAACAGAGGGACAUACAAUAUACAAAUUAACCAUAAAGCAAGUAACCAGGAAAAGACUGUUAAUAUUACAUUUAUACAGAUUAAAUGUCCUUAAUUUACCAUUUGUCUUCCAUUUUAAAGAUUAUUUGCUCCCAAUUGUGUGAUUCUAGUGUUAAAAGUCUAACUUGAAUUACUUUGCAGUAAUUUAUUUGACAGAUCUCUACUGUGUAAAUGCGUAAUAUAAUGAGAAAAGAGAUCUCUCUUUUUUAAUGAAAAUGUUAAUGUAUUAAUACCCUGUAUGGAUGAUGUUUGACAUUUAGUGUUUACCCAAAUAUGUUAAUAUGUUUUUGAAUAUACAUAUGACUGGAGAUGCAUGUUCUACAUUCUGUGGGAUGAUCAUCUACUUCAACAUAGACUAUCCUUUUUAUGGUGAUUUUGUUGCCAAUUUUUCAAUAGGGAGUUUAGUGAGGCUUGCACAAUAUAGAGAUUUUUAGUUACAAAUCAUAUCAUCUAGUAUGUCACACUUAAAUUUUUAUGUUUCAAUAAAUUUAAUUACUUUUUAAAUAAUCCUUUGCAAUGACUCAGCAUAUAGCAAUCGAUUUACAUGGAAAAUAAACUGAAAUAUUACUGUGCUUAAAUGGAUUUCUAUUAUUUCAAAGUACUUACUGAAGAGCAAAUAGUACAUUUUGCUUGCUUAGACUGACCUACAGAGUAUUAUGUGUUGACAAUUACUGGAUUCAAUAUUCUUUGUAAUUUAUUCUUACAAAAUUUCAGCCUAAAAUUGUAAAGUGUUGUAUGUCAAUUUACAGAAGUUUAAUAAAGCUACUUUUUGCUGCAA